Molecule: messenger RNA, 1495 nt
Organism: Nymphalis io (European peacock)
Lineage: Eukaryota; Metazoa; Arthropoda; Insecta; Lepidoptera; Nymphalidae
Product: lysosomal Pro-X carboxypeptidase
Exons: 8
Coding region: 49-1458 (469 amino acids)
Biological process (GO): proteolysis
Molecular function (GO): serine-type exopeptidase activity; dipeptidyl-peptidase activity
Source: RefSeq, a predicted model, not a curated record
CCAUCGCUUAUUACUGUAUCAAACUCGGCGAGGGCAGCACGACGCAUAAUGUCCGCAAAGAUAAUAUUCAUAUUUCUAGUGUCAGUUUUAGUAUUAGCACGUUGUGAAUACAAAUAUCAAACGAAAUGGUUCACAGUUCCGUUAGACCACUUUGGUUUUCAAAGAAACGAAACUUUUAAAAUAAGAUAUUUAGAGAACAGUGAAUACUGGGACGAUGGACACGGCCCGAUAUUUUUCUACACGGGAAACGAGGGCCAGAUCGAAGCCUUCGCGCAGCACACAGGUUUCAUGUGGGAAAUUGCGUCAGAUUACAAAGCGAAGUUAAUCUUCGCCGAACAUAGGUACUAUGGUCAAUCAUUGCCCUUUGGCAACAAGUCAUUAGAAAACGAAAAUAUUGGUUAUUUAACGGCUGCGCAGGCGUUGGCCGAUUACGCUGACCUUAUCAACUACCUUCAGGGUGACAAGCUAGAACCGCGAUACCCUGUCGUCGUUUUUGGAGGGUCAUACGGAGGAAUGUUAGCGGCUUACUUUCGUAUAAAAUACCCGCAUUUGGUGAACGGAGCAAUCGCAGCCUCCGCUCCUAUUCACAUGUAUCCCGGCAUGGUGCCUUGCGAAGUAUUCGACAGAAUUGUGACUUCAAGUUUUAAGAUUGCUAAUCAGAAUUGUGUUAAAAACAUCAAAAACUCUUGGAGUACUUUAAGGAAUUUUGUAAAAUUACAAAACAACAGUGAAUGGUUACGAAACGAAUGGAAUCUAUGUAAUCCUAUCAAGAACUCUACAGAUGUUCAGUCGCUUGUAGAUUACCUUCAGUCGAUGUACGAGACCCUGGCGAUGGUCAACUAUCCAUUCGAAUCGGAUUUCCUAAUGCCACUACCAGCGCAGCCCGUUAGAGUCGUGUGCCAGUAUUUGAACGAAACGUUAAAAGACAAAAAACUACUUCAGGGCAUUGGAAAAGUUUUGAAAACAUUUGCAAAUUAUACCGGCAAGGCGAGUUGUGUGGAUUAUAAGGAUGACAAUUAUGGAAAUCUUCAAGCAAGCGGUUGGGAUUAUCAGGCCUGCACAGAAAUGGUGAUGCCUAUGUGCACAACCGGUACAUACGAUAUGUUCGAACCUAAGCCGUGGGACUUCACGAAAUACGCCGAAGAUUGUCACAAGAAAUACAAGGUGUACCCCCGACCGCAGGGAGCCCGGGUGGAAUAUGGUGGAUCAAAGCUGCAAGCUGCUUCCAAUAUUGUCUUCAGUAACGGAUUGUUAGAUCCUUGGGCUGGAGGUGGAAUUCUUAAUAGUAUCAGUAGUUCAGUGACUGCUGUUGUUAUAAUAGACGCCGCCCAUCACCUCGACCUGAUGCCUUCUAGUGAUCAAGACCCUGCCUCUGUGAAGAUGGCAAGAAACAUCCAUAGACAAAAUAUAGACAAAUGGAUAAGACAGUUCCGCGAAGAACAAUCUGCAAAACAGUGAUAUAUUUUAACAUAUCAAUAAAGAUUGAUACACUUAA